GGUCUCCCUCGUGGAGCAGCCGGAAGUGAUGUCAAGUCAUGCCAUAACAACAACAGCCGCGCGGUCUUUGACAAUGUCAGUGAGGAGGGACUCGAAGCUGCUGGCCUAAACAGAUUGUUGUAAAACUUGGCCAUUCAAGAUUUUAAAAAGAAUCCAUCUGGCUGGAAGACAAAAUUAUAAGAAAACUAUUUAAAUAACUUCAGACUGACAAAAUGGAAUCGUCAACAAAUCUAGAUGUUGACACCCAGUUGCUUGUGGAGGACUGUGCUGGCAACUAUAGCUUGUCUCAUAUGCCAGACAUCAAAGUGGAGCAUCAGCUUGAUUCUGGCGUUGAGGAAGGACCAGCUCAGAGUGUUGCCAUGGGAAUGAAGUUCAUUUUGCCCAACAGGUUUGAUAUGAAUGUGUGUUCUCGGUUUGUCAAGUCCUUGAAUGAAGAAGACAGCAAAAAUAUUCAGGAUCAAGUGAACUCUGACCUUGAGGUGGCAUCUGUAUUAUUUAAAGCUGAGUGCAAUAUCCAUACUUCACCUUCUCCUGGGAUUCAAGUAAGACAUGUCUAUACCCCAUCAACAACUAAGCAUUUUUCACCAAUAAAACAGUCAACCACUUUAACUAACAAGCACAGAGGAAAUGAAGUUUCUACAACACCUUUACUUGUCAACUCUCUAUCUGUUCAUCAGCUGGCAGCUCAGGGAGAAAUGCUAUAUCUUGCCACACGCAUAGAGCAAGAAAGUGUCAUCAAUCAUACUGAUGAAGAAGGUUUUACUCCUUUGAUGUGGGCAGCAGCUCAUGGACAGAUAGCAGUGGUAGAAUUUUUACUGCAAAAUGGUGCAGAUCCACAGAUUCUGGGAAAAGGGCGGGAGAGCGCAUUAUCAUUGGCUUGUAGUAAAGGAUACACAGAUAUUGUCAAGAUGCUGCUCGACUGUGGAGUUGAUGUAAAUGAAUAUGAUUGGAAUGGUGGCACACCUUUGCUUUAUGCAGUACAUGGAAACCAUGUGAAGUGUGUCAAAAUACUUUUAGAACAUGGUGCUGAUCCAACCAUAGAGACAGAUUCUGGAUAUAAUUCUAUGGAUCUGGCCGUAGCCCUUGGACAUCGUAGUGUUCAACAGGUUAUUGAAUCACAUUUAUUAACACUACUUCAAAACAUCAAAGAAUAAUGUCAUACCUAUGGGUUAAGGCUACAUAUAUGAAGACCCGGAGAUUUUGUUUUAGCACUUGUCAACAUCAUAAAGACUUUAUUUUUCAAUUUGUCCUUUAGUCAUUGAUGGAUAGAUUCUUACCGAAAGACUGCAUACCAUAUUUAUGAGUAAUGUUGCAAUUGAAGAAAAUGCUGCCUUGAAGUGUGGUGGUUUCUUCAUCUGCCAUGAUUCCUUAGGUUGGAUGUCCUUGCAUGGCAGGGGGUCGGAGUGGAAGGGCCUUGUGGUCUCGCCCAAUGUUCUGAUUCAAAGUUGGCAACUUAAACUUGACAUUUUUGCACUUUCUUAUUGCACUCAUAAGAGCAGUUAACAGUGCUGAAGCUGUGCUGUAGACUGUGGUCCACUUGUGGCUCAAUGGAAGCAUUUCCUCGAGUUAUCCAGCGUGACCAACUAUCAAAAAUGACUUGGUCAAGACUAUUGAGUAAAAAACACCCACCUAUUUGGCCAAGAAAAGUUUGAAAUAUUAAACACUUUACAGUCCAUUAAGGUUGGAUUUAAUCUGCCAUUCAAAUCCAGGGAGAGAGCGGAUGGGCUCCCUCUGUCAGCUCCAGCUCCCCAUAUGGAGACAUGAGAGAAGCCUCCCACAAGGAUGGUAAAACAUCAAAACAUCUGGGCAUCCCCUGAGCAAUGUUCUUGCAGACAACUAAUUCUCUCACACCAGAAGCAACUUGCAGUUUCUCCAGUCUUUCCUGACACACAAAAAAUCUGCCACCGUUAUGUUGGUAAUAUUUUAAGAGUGUUCCAUUUCAAACAUUUGACUGACAUUAUUAGUCAUCUGUAAAGCCAGAUCAACACUACUUGUAAAAAAUGUCAUAUUCUACAUAAUUGUUCAAAAAGGAAUGAUGGAAGACUUCAGUAUACAGAAUACCAUACUUCACUCCAACUAAUGCAUUGUGUACUUUUCUACAUUUUUCUAGUAGGCUGUAAGUUAACCUUAAGAAUUAAAAGCAUACAAGCCAA
Messenger RNA from Anolis sagrei ordinatus, 2153 nucleotides. RefSeq names its product ankyrin repeat family A member 2 (gene ANKRA2). The record is from RefSeq and is a predicted model, not a curated record. Gene Ontology annotation, molecular function: protein binding. Gene Ontology annotation, biological process: regulation of gene expression. Lineage: Eukaryota; Metazoa; Chordata; Lepidosauria; Squamata; Anolidae. Gene Ontology annotation, cellular component: nucleus.